This is a messenger RNA of Trichoderma asperellum CBS 433.97, 1536 nucleotides long. RefSeq lists its product as uncharacterized. Gene Ontology annotation, cellular component: cytosol. NCBI's taxonomy places the organism in Eukaryota, Fungi, Ascomycota, Sordariomycetes, Hypocreales, Hypocreaceae. Gene Ontology annotation, biological process: L-homoserine biosynthetic process. The record is from RefSeq and is a predicted model, not a curated record. Gene Ontology annotation, molecular function: aspartate kinase activity.
AUGGUCAGCGCGACAUUUGACAAUUCGUCCGACCUGGGCUGGGUGGUGCAGAAGUUUGGUGGUACGAGUGUAGGAAAAUUCCCAGACAAGAUUGCUCGUGAUAUUGUCAGAGCAAAUCUUUCACGGCAUCGAGUUGCUGUUGUGUGCUCUGCUCGCAGCACGGGCAAGAAGGCCGAGGGCACUACCAGCCGGCUCUUGGCUGUUUUCAAAAAGCUGAAGGACAUUGCUACGCCGAUCAGCUCCGAGGAGAAGCAGCAGGAGUUGAUUGAGCAAGCUACGGAGCUCAUCCGAGAUGUCUGCAAUGAUCAUGUCAAUGCUUCUAAAACCUUUGUCAAGGACCCGCAGUUAAGAGACGGGCUCAUUGCGAAGCUCAAGUCAGAAUGCCAGGAGUUGAUUGAAUAUAUCAUUGCCACUAGGAGGUUCAACCUUGAAAUCAACUCAAGAUCAAAAGACCGCGUCGUUAGCUUCGGCGAGAAGCUCAGCUGCCUGUUUAUGGCGACCUUGCUACAAGAUUCGGGAGUCGAAGCUGAAUAUGUUGACUUAUCGGAUGUCUUGCAUAAUGACACCCCUAGCCCCUCCCUGGACGCAGCAUUCUACACCGUCACCAUCAAUGCGUUCAUGAAGAAGCUUGCCGCAUGUGAGAACAGAGUUCCAGUUAUUACGGGAUUUUUUGGAAAUGUUCCUGGUAGCUUGCUGGACGGAGACAUUGGGCGCGGUUACACUGAUCUUUGUGCUGCCUUGUGCGCUGUGGGGUUGAGAGCCGACGAACUGCAGAUCUGGAAAGAGGUCGACGGCAUCUUCACAGCAGAUCCGUCAAAGGUGCCCACGGCGCGGCUGCUGACAUCCAUCACACCCUCAGAGGCCGCCGAAUUGACGUUUUAUGGCUCCGAGGUCAUCCACCACCUUACUAUGGACCAAGUUAUCCGGGCGCACCCACCUAUCCCUAUCCGCAUUAAGAAUGUCAAAAACCCUCGUGGAAACGGCACAGUGGUGAUUCCGGACCCGGUCUUGUCCGCGGGACAACAGCUCCACCGAUCACGGCCUUCGCAAACGCCUCUAUUCAAGAACCCCAAGCGGCCCACGGCUGUCACUAUCAAGGACCAGAUCAGUAUUAUCAACGUUCACUCGAAUAAGAGGUCUAUUUCACAUGGCUUCUUUGCGCGAGUUUUCUCAAUCCUUGACAAGCAGUCAAUCUCUGUUGAUCUGAUCUCCACAAGUGAGGUACAUGUCUCCUUGGCCAUCCAUGCGGACGGCAUUCGAGCGGACGCAUUUGAGACUGCCACACGGGACUUGGAAGAGUGUGGAGAUGUCAGCGUGUUGACGGGUAUGGCGAUUCUGAGCUUGGUGGGUGCCGACAUGAAGAACAUGGUUGGUAUCGCUGGGCGCAUGUUUUCGACCCUCGGAGAGCACAAUGUCAAUUUGGAGAUGAUUUCUCAAGGUGCGAGCGAGAUUAACAUAUCGUGUGUCAUUGACGCUUGCGACGCCACGAGAGCCAUGAAUGUUCUCCACACUCAUUUAUUCACAUUCCUGGAGUAG